Messenger RNA from Dictyostelium discoideum AX4, 1338 nucleotides. It is a transcript of the gene corA, whose product is annotated as actin binding protein. The coding region runs from base 1 to 1338 and encodes 445 amino acids. Lineage: Eukaryota; Evosea; Eumycetozoa; Dictyosteliales; Dictyosteliaceae. Gene Ontology annotation, cellular component: cell surface. The transcript has a single exon. The record is from RefSeq and is a predicted model, not a curated record.
AUGUCUAAAGUAGUCCGUAGUAGUAAAUAUCGUCAUGUUUUUGCAGCACAACCAAAAAAAGAAGAGUGCUAUCAAAACUUAAAAGUUACCAAAUCAGCAUGGGAUAGUAAUUACGUUGCAGCCAACACUAGAUACUUUGGUGUUAUUUGGGAUGCUGCAGGUGGUGGUUCAUUCGCUGUUAUUCCACAUGAGGCUUCAGGUAAAACCACAUCAGUUCCAUUAUUCAAUGGUCAUAAGAGUGCAGUUUUAGAUAUUGCUUUCCACCCAUUCAAUGAAAACCUCGUUGGUUCAGUUUCUGAAGAUUGUAACAUUUGUAUUUGGGGUAUCCCAGAAGGUGGUUUAACCGACUCAAUCUCAACCCCACUCCAAACUUUAUCUGGUCACAAGAGAAAGGUUGGUACCAUCUCAUUCAAUCCAGUUGCUGAUAAUGUUGCCGUUACCUCAUCUGGUGAUUUCUUAGUUAAAACUUGGGAUGUUGAACAAGGUAAGAAUUUAACCACUGUUGAAGGUCACUCUGAUAUGAUCACUUCAUGCGAAUGGAAUCACAAUGGUAGCCAAAUCGUUACCACCUGUAAAGAUAAGAAAGCUCGUGUUUUCGAUCCAAGAACAAACUCUAUCGUCAACGAAGUCGUUUGUCACCAAGGUGUCAAAAACAGCAGAGCCAUCUUUGCCAAAGAUAAGGUUAUCACCGUUGGUUUCUCAAAGACCUCUGAAAGAGAACUCCACAUUUAUGAUCCACGUGCUUUCACCACCCCACUCUCUGCUCAAGUCGUCGAUUCUGCCUCUGGUCUCUUAAUGCCAUUCUAUGAUGCUGACAAUUCAAUUUUAUACCUUGCUGGUAAAGGUGAUGGUAACAUCAGAUACUACGAAUUGGUCGAUGAAUCACCAUACAUUCAUUUCUUAAGUGAAUUCAAAUCUGCCACCCCACAAAGAGGUCUUUGCUUCUUACCAAAGAGAUGUCUCAACACCUCUGAAUGUGAAAUCGCUAGAGGUCUCAAAGUUACUCCAUUCACCGUUGAACCAAUCUCAUUCCGUGUACCAAGAAAAUCUGAUAUCUUCCAAGACGAUAUCUACCCAGAUACCUACGCUGGUGAACCAUCACUCACUGCCGAACAAUGGGUUUCAGGUACCAAUGCUGAACCAAAGACUGUUAGUUUAGCUGGUGGUUUUGUCAAAAAAGCUUCAGCUGUUGAAUUCAAACCAGUCGUUCAAGUUCAAGAAGGUCCAAAGAAUGAAAAAGAACUCCGUGAAGAAUACGAAAAAUUAAAGAUUCGUGUUGCUUACUUAGAAUCUGAAAUCGUUAAAAAGGAUGCCAAAAUCAAAGAACUCACCAACUAA